This is a messenger RNA of Moneuplotes crassus, 2955 nucleotides long. NCBI's taxonomy places the organism in Eukaryota, Ciliophora, Spirotrichea, Euplotida, Euplotidae. The record is from the annotation of a GenBank genome assembly.
AGAAUUUCUUCAGCUUGAGACCUAACAGAAAUUCCAACUCAUGAAAGAAAUUGACUAAAUUAUCAACGAAUAACUCUGUAAUGAAGUAUUCAAAAUACUCUAAGCACCCAGCUAAUUGUUUGAGCCCACUCAAUGCUCCAGAUAUAUCAAGAGAUAACAGCAAGUCUAAGUUCAAACCAGCAAAUGAAAAUGUUGCUAUGAGCAGCUUUUCUUCCAAAUCUGUGAGCCUGGAAGGCUCAAUACAUUUGAAAAAUGCUGUUCACGAUCAGAAUGAAAUUAACAUCGAGAGCCACUUCCAGUCAGAAAUCCAAAGCAUUUGUGAUGACAAUAUCAGUGAAUCUCGGGAAAGAAUCUUGGAAGGACUGAAAGCCGUUGAGAAUGGCAAUCAGAAAUAUCUGAACCAAAAUCCUUCCCAUGAAUCUGACAGAGUCAUUGACUUCUUGGAAGAUAAUUUUAACCGAGAUCUUCAGAUCGAAUCUUCAAGACUGAAGGAUAAUCUAGCUGUUGAUUUAAGCUAUGAUAAACAUAAGCAACUUAAAUUGUCACAUAGGAAUGGAACAAAGGAUCGGAAACUACUAGAUCUGAUACAAAAAUUCAAGCUCGAGAACACAGAACUUGUCAAUAAGAUCUCUUCAAACCCUGUUGAAAACACUAAGAAAAAGAAAACGAUAUUGUUGUUACUGAACGAACUACGGCAUCAAAUCGCUAAGAACUGUAAGGAACGAGGAGAUGUUCUGACUAAGUUAUGGAAGUCUUACUUUCGUGAGAUUUCUGGUGACCAAAAUCGUCAAAUUCAGCAUAAGAAUGAGUGAAUAAUUAUCCUGCUUCAGAACAUCUCUGACCUCAAGACUAGGCUAGAUGAGAAAUAACUUGAGAAUUAUGGAAGUUGAAGAAGUUAACAUAAACCUCAUUGAUGCAAACAAGGGCCUUCAGGACAUGCUAGAUGAAGCCAAAUCUAUUUACAACUCUCAAAAGCAGAAGAUCUUAGAUCAAGAGAGAAUCCAGAAGGAAAUUGAAGACGAGUUCUACUUCUGGCUCCCAGGCUAUGAGUACUACUCCAAAGACAAAAUUUAUAAAGAGAAAUUGGAGAAAAUCAACCCUGUCAGACAAUAUGAUGAAUACACGCAAGAUUUCGAAGAUAACAGAUUCUUACUCUUCGGUGAUGCAAACAGACUCCUUAAGGCUGUUAACACUAAAUCUGAGUUUGAGUUUAAGUUCCAAAAAGCCGAGGAGAUGAUCGAUGCUCUUGACUCAGAAAUCUCCAAUAUGAAGAAAGCUCAAUAUGAAUUAGGGGAAGAGGUCAAUAAAUUACAGGAAGUUAUCAAAGAGAAGGAUUAUGAGAUCCAUAAGUUGGAGAGACAGCUUGUAAAUGUUAAUGAUUCUUUAUCGUACGAAAAAGUUCACCGAUUCCACCAUGAUGCUGUUAGCGUUCAUAUCCAAACAGAUGAGGACCUUGACUUCCUUGAGCUUCUCAAUGGGAGCAAGAGAGGUCGUAACUGGCACUUGAAGAAGAAAAUGUCAAAGAAAAAAUCUCAGAAAUUCCAGAAACUAGAACGUGCCAAGACAGUUAACGAGAAUACUUAUGUUGAGGUUGAGAUUAACAAAAUUUUGAGGAAGACAAAUUUCAAUCCUGGACGGACAUCAGUGUUUAGCUUGAAAAAUUGCCUUCAAAUCUUGAAAGAAGCUUGUAAUCGAAGACUUGAGAUUUUCCAAGAGAAAAACUCAAUGAAGCGCCCUCCAGAACUCAGGACCUACCUGUAUGAAGAAAUGUUGAAGAGAUGCAAAAAUGAAAAGAUUGCUGUAAGACAGUAUGAGCAGUUCAUACUUUGACUAAAGAGGUUCAAGACUCAAGACUAUAGAAUCGAUUUAUUCAAAAGAUUCCUUGUUUAUGACGAGGAAACCUUUUCUGAAGAAAUAUUUGAAUCAGUGCUCAAGAUAUUAACGUAUCUGAAGCUUGACCGAGUAUUCUCUUUGCAAGUCCAAGAUGUAUACAUCCCACUAUCAAAUGCUGAGCAAUGAAUCCUGAGAAUCUUCCCGAACUCUCCAAAGAUACUCCGUAAUAAGGUCUUGAGUAGUGUCCAACAUUCCUGUAAGGUCUUCUUGAAUACUAAAUUGGUAACUAUUUCACGUGAUGAUGUUAAAUACUACAAAAUCUUAAAAGAAAUCUACACAACUAUCAUUGUCAAAUGGAACUCUUCAGUUGCAAAAGUCUUUAUUGAAGCUUUCAAGCUGAAGAAAGAGAAUAAAGGAAAGAUGAUCAUGAAGAAGGAUUUUGAAUCCUUCCUCACUAAAGUCAUGAAAAUAGAUCUCAACUCGAUCGAGAGAGACUCCUUGAGCUUUAACAACUUUUUCACUAAAUUCUUCGAUCCAAAGCAGAUAGGGUGCACAAAUUUAGCAUCCAUUUUAUCUGCUUUCAGGACGAAGGUAGAUAUCAGCGUCGCUCUGCCAAAACUUUUGUUCAUAGCUGUGAAUUAUAUUGUAGAAUUUGAAAACUUUAUUCAUACCGAGACUGAUAGAGUCUAUUCGAUGUAUGAAGAUCAUGAGCAUAAAGGAAUUGAUUACGAAAAUCUUGAGAAUGCACUAAACAAGAUAGCCUAUAAUUCGGAAAAUAUCUACCUUGCCCUCGCUGAUGUCAGGGAAAUUAAAGGCGCUAGUGUGAUGGACAAGCAAGAGUUCGAAAUUCUGACUCGAAAACAUAGAGUUUUUGAAGAGUCUAGUUAUCUUGAUGAAGCAUUCUCGAUUUAUGACCAAUCUACCAUUUUCAAAGCAGAUACCUCUAAAGACGAGAACAGUCUAGCUAAAGAGUCAGAUGAAUUGAUCAAGGAAGAAAAUGACUCUAAGGAAGAUGAUGAGGAUGAUGUCAAGAAGAUUACUACUUUUCAGAAGCCCCCUAAGGCUCAAUCUGCCCUUCUCAAGACUAUUGACAAGUACCAUAAACCAAUUGGGAGUUCUUAG